CCCCAGGGCGCCUGGGAAAUAUCCAGUGCGCGUCUCUAUUAUGACCAACCCUAAGUAAGGGCCAUCGGCAGGCUGGAUCUGGCCACUGCCGGCGCAGCUGCUCUCAGAGGCCGGAAGGCAGGGGCCGUCGGCCGCCACCGGCAGGGCGGACGAGGCGGAGAAAUUCAAGCCAUGAUUUCUUCCCCUUUGUUGUGCUGUUUUGGAGCACUGCUAUUCCUACCCAAGGCUGCUUGGGAGUCAUCUGGCGCUCAAGCCGCUCUGUCUUUACCAGGCAGAGGAGAGAAACGAUGCUGAGUAUAUUUCCAGUUCUUUGCAUGUUGGGCUUCUAGCUCCCACACCACCGACUUGUUUCUCCUGCUUUGCCCUGGAUGGAAUUAAAAGAGUGAGUCAAGAUGAGUGAUAAGCCAGACUUGUCUGAAGUGGAGAAGUUUGACAAGUCAAAACUGAAGAAAACUAACACUAAAGAAAAAAACACUCUUCCCUCAAAGGAAACUAUCCAGCAGGAGAAAGAGUGUGGUCAAACAUCGUAAGAUGGGGAUCUCCUUGCAAGAGCAAAUUUCAACAUUGCUUGAGUGUCUUGAUUUUGGUAAAACUUUGUAGAGAUUUUAGGCAUCUUCUGAUGUCUUCUCACCCACAAUCCCUGGCUAAGAGGUCAGGGGUAGCCUACGUUCCCUGACAUUCAUUUUAAAACUUCCAUUGGUGCGUAAAUUCCAGCUGGCAGAUGCUGUCAAUAAUCUAACCGUUGAUGACCUUUGUGCUUGUAGUCUUUGCACCCCCUACCGGAUAAGCCACUUUUAACUUUCUACAAUGGUUCCCUCUAUUGCUUUAUAAUCUUCAUGAAGUUGCAUGCUUUUGCAUCUUCUCACAGUUUAUUUUCAUUUGUAAUGGAGCAAUAAAAUAAUAAAUAUAAUCAGUA
Molecule: messenger RNA, 916 nt
Organism: Balaenoptera ricei (Rice's whale)
Lineage: Eukaryota; Metazoa; Chordata; Mammalia; Artiodactyla; Balaenopteridae
Gene: TMSB15C
Product: thymosin beta 15C
Exons: 4
Coding region: 393-530 (45 amino acids)
Biological process (GO): actin filament organization; regulation of cell migration
Cellular component (GO): cytoplasm
Molecular function (GO): actin monomer binding
Source: RefSeq, a predicted model, not a curated record